Messenger RNA from Closterium sp. NIES-67, 1274 nucleotides. The record is from the annotation of a GenBank genome assembly. NCBI's taxonomy places the organism in Eukaryota, Viridiplantae, Streptophyta, Zygnematophyceae, Desmidiales, Closteriaceae.
CUGUACGCGUUAAUGGAAUGAUUGACUCUUGGUCCGCUCAUUCCAGUAUGUCAGGCAGUGCCUCGCGUUAGGUUGUUUCGCACCGCGCGUACCUGGUUUAGGCACUCGGAUUUGUCUUGCUGCAGCCCUGUGUGGCGCGGCAUCCCUCCUCCAAGUCGUAUGGCAUCGAUAGCAUCGAUAUUGUCGUCCGUGUCCUGCGCCGGAUCCUCCCUGCUGGCCUCUCGGGUGCCGAUCAGAGCUCUCCAAGCCAAGUCCUACGGCCACCCGGCUUGCCGUCAAUUUCAUAAGUUCCGGCGGCUAGGCUCGUCCCAGUCGCGUUCGUCCCGGCCGUUACGAACUGCUGUCGAAAUGUCUCAAUCGCCUGCUCGGAGUGCUGAAAGUCCACCAUGUAGGAAUUUCCGAACCAGAGCUUCGGGAGAGGCGCCUGCUUCGGAAAAGGGUGGUUCGGAAGGAUCAGCCUCGGCGUCCGAAGCUCAUUCGCCUAGCCUCUGGGCCAAGCUCGGGCAGAGUUUCAACCUGCAAGGGAUCACGGCAGUGGCCAGCGUAGCCGUUUCGAAUCCAAGCCUCGCCAUUCCGCACGUGUCGGUGCCUGAUAUCAGGUGGAUAGAUUGGAAGGCUCUCCAUGCGGCGGGAUUCAAGGCAGUGGUGUUUGAUAAGGACAACACACUCACACAUCCGUACGCCAUGCAGGUGGAUGACGGCCUGACGGCUUCCCUGGAUGUGUGCUUGAAGACAUUCGGCUCUCAAGGCAUUGCCAUUCUGAGCAAUUCUGCAGCUCAGGGCUGAAGCAGUACGACCCUGAUGGGAGCUUGGCAGCAGCAAUGGAACAGGCACUCAAGGUGCCUGUGAUUCGCCACACAGAGAAGAAACCGGGCGGGGGCGCAGCAGAGCUGGAGGCACAUUUUGGAUGCAAGGCAGAUGAGAUGGUUCUGGUUGGGGACCGGUGCCUGACAGACAUUGUAUUUGGCAACCGCAAUGGUCUCCUCACUGUUCUGACAGCUCCUCUCUCUCCUGGAAAAGAUCCAGUAGUUGUCCGUCAGGCGCGGGCGUUUGAAGAUGUGCUUGUGGCCACACUGCAGGGUCGAGGGGUUCAAGCUUCCCCUCACAAUCGAGCAGAGUCCAGACCAUAUGCUUUUGUCCUCCCUCCUGCCUGCUGGUGACACUGUAUUUGCUUUCACUGUUAGUGGUAUUGUGAAAGCUUGCUUGGGUCACCUUGGCAAAGGCAGCGUGCUUCAUUUCAUAUGGGCUACAGUACAUGGUUCUCGUCCAAUAGA